AUACAUUUUAAAGAGCUGUAUUCGUAUGUUUGCAAAAAUAGGUAAGUCUAUUAAACCAGAAAUGUAAGACAGAAAAUAAGCAAGUAAUUCAUGAAAUAUAACAUCGUAUCAAUUGCUGCGUUCAUUUCCUGACACUCAAAUAUAACGAGAUCUCUUUCUCCAUCUCAAAAGUUAACGCCAAUGAAUAAUAAUGGCUGACGAGAAGGUUUGCAAGCAGUUCAUGAAGACCUGCGCGCUGUCCGGAAGUGAAGACCCGACGGUGAUGACGCGCCACUGCAGCCGGAACAUCCGGCGCUUCUUCUGGGACGAGGUCAAGGACCUGGAGCACGUGAAUCUCAAACACUGCGAGGAGAAAGUCUUCAAGGAGGUCAUGAACAAAAAGAAGCAAAACAUGCGAGUGGAUCCCGCGCACGUGGAUGCCUAUAUAACCGGGAUAGCGCACGAAAUCACGAAAAUACAGCGAGGAGACCCGAAGUUGCCACGUGACGACCCACGAGUCACAGUAACAAAGGAGCUGCUCGAAAACAUCGUGCGCACCACCAAGGUCAUGAUGACCGGAGCGAUCGAAAAGCCAAACGACGGGCGGGGUCCGGCGGGCCCGCUGACUGUCGGUGCCGACGACGACAUCGUGGUUCCCCAAAACCGCACUAAGGAGAACGUCAAGUACCAGUUCCGGAAACCCGAGUUGCCCAAGGCGAUGCGCCACGUGUACGAUCUGCGGCACGGGAAACCUAUUGUUAUAGCGAAGCGGGACUACGGGAACUUGUCGUAAACAGAAUAUAGAAUUGACGUCUUUGCAUCUUUAAGAAUGAUGGAGAGUAUGUCGGUACAUUUCAAUUACCGCCAUGACGCUUUGAUGAAAGUAAAUUAAAGGGGCCCUCUCACGUUUUGGUAAAUUGAUAAAAUUUAAAAAAGUUGUUUCAGAUUCGCAAAUUUUCGUUUUAGUUAUGAUAUUUGUGAGGAAAUAGUAAUACUGAACAUUAACCAUGCUCUAAAAUAUCCAUUAUAUGCAUCUUUUGACGAUUUAAAAACCUGAAAGUUAUAAAGCGUUGCAACGCGAAACGAUUGAAUAAUUUGGAGAGUUCUGUUGUUGUCGAUAUAUUUUGUGAAACUACGAGGAUUGCUUUUAUAAAGCAUAAAAUACUUUCAUCAUUACGUGAGCGCGGAUGGCCGAGUGGUCUAAAUGGUUUGUACUUUUACUCCAGGACUACAGGGGUCAGUGGUUCGAACCCAGUUGUGAGUUACUUUUUUUUCCUUUUUUAAUUUUAUUCUCGAUCUUUAACGAGAGCUUUUUAUUUCCAAUGUUUACAAUUAUCAAUAUAAAGCAUUUAAUGACAAACUUCAAAACAUGCAAAAAUCUGUGAAAAGGCCCCUUUAAAGCGUAUUGUAACUAUCUGCACUGACAGUGAAUUUGGUUUCUGUUAUCAAUGUGUUUUAUAUAAAAACACGUUCUUUUUCCAAUACGUGUAUGGAUCACACAGAAGUAACAACGCCGUUUUUUGCUGUACAUAUGUGUAUCGUUUGCAUUUACAUUACACCAUUGCUCAUUCUGAUUUUGAAUAGUGUUAUGCGUACAUUUACAUUAAAGUGUUGUUGUUGUU
Dreissena polymorpha is the source of this 1601-nucleotide messenger RNA. RefSeq lists its product as uncharacterized. The record is from RefSeq and is a predicted model, not a curated record. Lineage: Eukaryota; Metazoa; Mollusca; Bivalvia; Myida; Dreissenidae. The coding region runs from base 191 to 772 and encodes 193 amino acids. The transcript is spliced from 3 exons.